Molecule: messenger RNA, 798 nt
Organism: Ilex paraguariensis (yerba mate)
Lineage: Eukaryota; Viridiplantae; Streptophyta; Magnoliopsida; Aquifoliales; Aquifoliaceae
Source: the annotation of a GenBank genome assembly
AUGCUUGUGGUGGAUCCUAUGAAACGGAUGACUAUCCCAGAGAUUCGUGUGCACCCAUGGUUUCAAGCUCAUCUUCCACGCUAUUUAGCCGUUCCACCACCAGAUACAGUGCAACAAGCUAAAAAGAUUGAUGAAGAAAUUCUUCAAGAGGUGGUUAAUAUGGGGUUUGACAAGAACAAUGUUAUUGAUUCUCUCCGCAGUCGGGUUCAAAAUGAGGGCACUGUUGCAUAUUAUUUGUUAUUAGACAACCGGUUUCGUGCUUCCAGUGGCUAUCUUGGAGCUGAAUUUCAGGAGUCCAUGGAGUAUGGAUUCAAUCAUAUCACAUCAAAUGAGGCUGUCCCUUCACCUGUAGGGCAACGCCUACCGGGAUAUAUGGAUUAUCAAGGAUUGGGGUCGAGACCCCAGUUUCCAGUUGAGAGGAAAUGGGCUCUUGGACUUCAGUCCCGAGCCCAUCCUCGUGAGAUUAUGACUGAAGUUCUCAAAGCUCUGCAAGAACUGAAUGUUUGUUGGAAAAAAAUAGGGCACUACAACAUGAAAUGCAGGUGGAUACCUGGUAUUCCUGGUCAUCACAAGGGCAUGGCCAACAAUUCUAUGAGCAGUAAUCAUUACUUUGGGGAUGAAUCCACUAUCAUAGAGAACGAUGGUGUUACAAGAACACCCAAUGUUGUCAAGUUUGAGGUGCAGCUUUACAAAACUCGCGAGGAUAAGUACCUGCUCGAUCUACAGAGGGUCCAGGGGCCGCAGUUUAUCUUCCUGGAUCUUUGCGCUGCCUUUCUUGCUCAAUUGCGGGUCCUCUAA